Haplochromis burtoni (Burton's mouthbrooder) is the source of this 1162-nucleotide messenger RNA. RefSeq names its product programmed cell death protein 7. The record is from RefSeq and is a predicted model, not a curated record. NCBI's taxonomy places the organism in Eukaryota, Metazoa, Chordata, Actinopteri, Cichliformes, Cichlidae.
GCUGAGUUCCACAUUUCCGCCUGUAGGUGGCGAUGAUGCAGCCGCAAGUUGGUUACCACACAAACAUCAAGAACUAAAGAAGAAAAUCGCCGCGUACUGUUCUGUUUCAGCGGUGUGGUUCCGAGUUUUCUUCAAGGAUACGGUGACUGUUACCAGGCCAUGGAUAGCUCGUACCGCUCAGACACUUCGGGCUAUAACAGCCGCUAUGUGCACUCGCAGUACAGUCACCCCGGGCUUCACGAAGCGCGGGAGCCGGACCUCACGGCUCCACCGUGGACGCCUCCGCCGGCUUACGACGCUCGUCCCUUCGGUGUGGGUUUCACGGGACCACCUUUUGCCCAGCCUUACGGAUUUGACCCCUCUGUGCCCCCGCCUGGUUUCGGCUGCCCACCCCCCGGACACCUCCUGAACGUGCCACUCCCAAGCAUCCCCGGAGCCCCCCAGGAACUCCAAACACGGCCUCACGCUCCUCGCUGUGACCGUGAGCUAGCGUCAAACCGCAGCCACACGGAGCACCGCGGCCCGGUAGCGACACGGGAUCCGGACGAUGAUGUGACCCGGCAGAGGAAGCAGGACACGAAAUGGGUCAGACAGUUCUUACAGGCCACAGGGAAGAAGAGCUGCGGGAGGCUACAGAGCCAGCACUCGCCGCAACUGAGCUCCAUCUCCUCCCUCAGACAGGCUCUGUACGGGGCAGCUCAGCUCAUUUCACGGCUGGAAGACCUUUGUCACACUCUGACUCACUCUCUGCACGGUGACGGUGAGUGGACGCACUCAUACUUAAGGGCUUUAGGCAUCAAGGCAGAGCUGGCGGACAAAGCCAGACUUCUCGCCGACACCUCACGGUUAGGUGAGCUGAAGGCUCAAGUGUCCCGGGCUGCUUGCAGGAGGCUCCGCAGACUCAGAGCCAGGAGAGAAGCAAAGACGGAGGAGAAAGACGCGGAAGAGCGCAGGUCUCUCAAAGAGACCGCUGUAGACAAAUGGAGGAUGAAACUGAUGCAGGAAGUGGAGGAGAAGAAAAAGGAGAAGGAACUGAAGAUGGCUGCAGACUCUGUCCUUUGUGAAGUUAGGAAGAAGCAGGCGGAUGUGAAGAGGAUGCAGGACAUCCUGAGAUCCCUGGAGAAGCUGCGUAGGCUACGGAGAGAAGCGGUAUCCAAGAAAG